This is a messenger RNA of Centruroides sculpturatus (bark scorpion), 1674 nucleotides long. RefSeq names its product breast cancer metastasis-suppressor 1-like protein (gene Brms1). Gene Ontology annotation, cellular component: Sin3-type complex. NCBI's taxonomy places the organism in Eukaryota, Metazoa, Arthropoda, Arachnida, Scorpiones, Buthidae. The coding region runs from base 260 to 1228 and encodes 322 amino acids. The record is from RefSeq and is a predicted model, not a curated record. Gene Ontology annotation, biological process: negative regulation of transcription by RNA polymerase II. Gene Ontology annotation, molecular function: histone deacetylase binding. The transcript has 12 exons.
AGGAGGGCGCUGAAGAAUAAUCAAAUCAUUGAAGCGAUUUAGUUUGUCCUUCUGUCUGCGGUUUCUGUCUUCGUUUUAUUUUGACGUUUGCAAUGUUUUCCGAAAUGAUAAUUUGGUAAUUUAUUAAUAAGAUGCAUUUUGAAAUUGAGGAGAUCUGGUAAUUUCCUAGUGAUCAGAUACGUGGGAAAAAAUUUUUAACAUGUAGGAUAUUUACUUAUUGCAAGUGAGUGUACUGAAGGAGAUAUCUUCUGUUAUCACAAUGCCAGGCAUCAAAGAAGAGAUUAAUGAAAGUGAUGGAGAAGAAUUGGAUCAAGAUUCACCAGAGAGUGAAAAAACUAGUAAUGAAGAAUCUGAUUCAAUAUCUGGAUCAGGAACUGAAGAUGAUGAUAGUUCUGAAAUGGACGAAGAGGACUGUGAAAGGCGAAGAACAGAAUGCAUUGUGGACAUGGCAGAUUUAGAAAAGCAGUUUAUGAUACUAAAAGAACAAUUAUACAAAGAAAGAUCUACUCAAAUUGAUAAAAAAUUAGGUGAAGUUAAAACAGGUCAAGCACCUGAAUAUCUACAGCCUUUAGAAGAAUUACAAGAAAAUAUGAGAAUUCGUACAGAGGUAGCAGGAAUACUUAAAGAAUUAAAAAUGACAAAUAUUAGGAAUAAACAUGAAGCAGAAAAACUUGCUUCUGAGCAAAAUUUUGAGAGUGAAAAAUCAUUAUUAAAAGAUUCAAUAAAAUGUGAAUUAGAAGAAAAGAUUCGUCGACUUGAAGAAGAUAGAAAUAGUAUUGACAUAACUUCAGAUUUAUGGAAUGAACAAGUCAAUCCUAAGAAAAAUAAAAGGAGAACAGAUCCAUUAAAUCCAGAUAAAAGAAAAAAACCAGUAACUGUUUCAGGGCCAUAUAUUGUAUAUCUCUUGCAUGAAAAUGAAAUUUUAGAAGAUUGGACAACAAUUAGAAAGGCAUUAAAGGCAGCAAAACAGAAAAGUGAUUAUGAAUUUGCUCCUGUGGAGCAGCGUUUCAAUGCCAGAUUUACUGAUGGAAAAUUGUUGUUCAAAGGAGAAUGGUUUCACAAAGGCGAACCAGUUAUAUUAGAAAACAAAACAGAAACUAUUAUGGUUCAACUAAUAUCGAUGAAUACCAGUGAAGUUGUUUUGCAAAAACAAGAUGGAGUUUGUUUAAGGUUAUGUAUUAGUGACUUUCAAACAGGACGAUAUAGCAUUCACCAUUCGCCUGACUAAAUAUGUAAAAAAAUGUAAAUAUUCAAAGGGGGGAGCAAAUUUUUCAUAUAAACAUUUUCAUCAGCUCAGCAAGCAAAAAUCAUAUUACUUAUAUAAAAACAAAAUCUGAUAUCAAAUAUAGAAAGUGAAAUUCAACAAGAAUUUGUACUGUUCAAAUGUUGAAACCUGAUUUUGUUUUACAUUUCGCAUAAACUUCUGUUUGGAAGACUUUUAUACUUCAUUAAAAUGAAGCUAGUUAAUAAAAUGGCAUCCAAAAGAAUUAUUCAUUUUAUUUAUAAUUAUUUUUGAGAAUUCAUUGUUGAGUAAUUUUUGUAAGCUUUUCAGUAACUAUAUUUUUCCAUUUCAUUAUUGAAAUAAAUUGGAAUAUUGGAAAAUUUGUGUGCCUGUUUAGAAUUUAUUCUGUGAAUUUUUUAGUUCAAACAAUAAAAACAAUUAUCACAAUUACA